CUCGUGUGUGAUAUUUAACAAUAAAAAAGAGAGCAAAUCAAACACUAAUCCAUUGCUAACUUGCGGUCCGAUGACCAACGUUAAAAGCCGACUUAAACUCGCGCAUAUCCGGGGAGCAUCGUCGUGAGCAUGGAACGUUCGUCGGCUGCCUGAUCCUUCCAUCAUCGUGCACAGCGACGCAGCAGUGUAUAGCGCUCACUUUGCGCGACCACACCAAAUCGACACCGACACCUUCGACCACGUGAUGAUGAUGUACGCGUAAUUAAAACUGAAGCUACUGCGAAAGAUUGCGCGCGUGCACUUGCGGAGAAAUUUUAGCAAAACAGAGCCGUAUCAAACAGCGCACACUACAAGGUCUGCGUAUCGCGCGCGCAUACCACGGACAAUGUACAGCCAGCAACGACGGUACAGCAUGACGAUGGUCGUCUUCGUUCGCCGGGUGCUCCUGCUGCUGGCCACUGGAAUUACGAUUGCCAGUGGCAGUGCCAGCUACAGCAUGGUGGAUCCACAGCGUGUCCUCAGCAGCGUUGGCCUCAAUGUUGGCGCCAGUUUCGGCACGGGAACGGCCACCGUCGGUGGGACGGGCAACGAGCUCGCCGUGACCCUGCCAAAGGCUGCUACGGAACUGUUGCAGGCCACAGCUGCUGAUGCCGUUGCCACAGCUUCCGUAAGAGACAGCACUGACCUUACGUCAACGGCACCCUCGGUGUACAAUGGCACCGGGAGUAACGCCACCGACAGCAACGACGCUUUAUGGAGCAAAUACGUCGUCCGGUCCGGAUACGUGCUGCCGGUCGAUCCACUGUUUGUGGCCAAAAUCAAUCCCUUCUGGCUGCGGUUCGAUCCACCGUCGGCCGGCGAACACUACGGGCUGGCCGUAUUCUACUUCCUGAUGAUGCUGUUCGGCGUUAUCGGCAACGCGCUGGUCGUCUUUAUGUUCUACAGGUAUCGCUCAUUGCGUACUCCUGCCAACUAUCUCGUCAUCAACCUAGCGGUGGCUGACUUCAUCAUCAUGAUGGAAGCUCCAAUGUUCAUCUACAACAGUAUCCACCAGGGUCCAGCACUUGGAUCGAUUGGAUGUACGGUGUAUGCGCUGAUGGGAGCCGUCGGUGGAACGGUCGCGAUCGCUACCCUCACUGUCAUCUCGAUCGAUCGCUACAAUGUGGUAGUGUACCCGCUGAAUCCGAACCGCUCCACCACCAAGCUAAAGUGCUACUUUCUGAUCGCGUUCACCUGGGCGUACGGGCUGCUGUUUGCCAGCUUCCCGGCGCUCGAGAUCGGGCUGAGCCGGUACACCGCCGAGGGCUACCUGACGGCCUGCAGCUUCGACUAUCUCGACCGCACGUACAAGGCGCGCGUCUUCAUGUUCGUGUACUUUGUGUUCGCCUGGCUGAUCCCGUUCGCGAUCAUUAGCUACUGUUACGCCCGCAUCCUGAUCGCGGUCAUCAACGCGAACGCCAUCCAGUCGAGCAAGAGCAAGAACAAGACGGAGGUGAAGCUGGCCGGUGUGGUGGUCGGCAUUAUUGGGCUGUGGUUCGCCGCCUGGACGCCGUACGCGGUGGUCGCGAUGAUGGGCGUGUUCGGGUACGAGCAGUACCUGACGCCGCUCAACUCGAUGAUACCGGCGGUGUUUGCGAAGAUUGCGGCCUCGAUCGAUCCGUACUUUUACGCCAUGAACCAUCCGCGCUAUCGGCAGAUGCUGGAGCGCAUGUUCUGCAACCGGGGUGCCGAUCAGGGCAACUCGCAGUACCAGACGUCGCACUACACGCGGGGUGCAUCGCGCGGUGGUGACUCGGAGGGUGGUGGUGGUGAAGAGUCCGGCGGUGGCGGUGGUGGUGUUGGGCGUGCUCCCGGCGGUGGUAAUGCUGGCUUGGGACGCGGUGGCACUGUCCGUGGUGGUGGUGGACGGCUGAUCGCGGGCAAGGGUGGUGGAGGAGCAAACGCGACCGGCAGCAACGGAGGCGGCGGUGUCAAGGCACUCAAGAAGCAGAUCUCCAAUGGCGACGAAACAUCGCUCGAGGUAUCGCUCGAGAUGUAACAGUGCUGCCGGCGAGGAGUUCAGCUCCUUCGCGUGACGGACGACUACGAAAACAGUGCCUUCGUGUAGAGAGAGAGAGAGAGAGAGAGAGAGAGAGAGAGAGAGAGAAAAAAAUAGAGGAAAAGAGUAACAGUGUAGUAGCAGAACACGGCGGCGAGUUAAAGGGUAAAGUUGGCUGGAGAACGAGAAGAGUCUGGUAAUUACGGGCGGCGUUGGCGUGAGAAAGAAAUGGCGCACCAAUGGAGGUCGGAAUUAACGAGAGGAAUCAUUUUUCGCUUAAAACAGCCAAAACGAGGCCCGUGUGCUUCCUGGAAAAGAUGUGUAGAAGGCGGAGGAAGAAAUCCACAAAACGCUCGGACGAAAGUUGAGUGACGUGUAAGUGAGCCAGAAAGGGGUAGAGAACUCAAGUCUGAGGGUGAAAAAACAGGCGCGUGGAAUGAUUUAUAGGGCCGGUGUAUUUGGAGAAAGAAAGCCCUGGAGUGAGGAAAGCCACACACACACACACACACUUGAAUAUUGCGUAUCACACACGCGCGUCUGAUUGAAUUGUUUUAACGCGCGAGGUUUUCCUUUAUUGCGCACUCUUCGGUCCUUGGCUCGGUAAUUGUCUACGGCCUACGCGAAAGCACCGGUCGGUAAGCGAUUGCUUCUCACCCACAGACACCCCCCCCCCCCCCCCGUGUGUGAUGGAUUCUUUAUGGUAAAAUCACUAAACCAGUGUGUUCUGUGUUGUUCGCUCUUGCUCGAGAUGGGUCGUAAAAUAACACAUUGUUUUCGCCACCAUCGAACACUUGCUUGUUUUUUUGGGUGUGUGGCACAACGUUUUCCUUCCCUUUUUUCCAAGGAAAAACUUUUCCAGCUUACGCACAGAUUGAUUGUUAGUUGCUUUCCUUAGCCGGUACGGUGCGCCGUUAGCCUACGCGGACGUUGCGCUUUUUUAUGCCUCUGUCUGAUCUGGUCAAUCCGGUUCGAAGGACCAAAAAGUGGCAGGAAGUGGUAAUGGAGAGAAAGCGGAAAUAGCACCACACAAGGCACAGAAUAGCUACAAUAGUAUUUUGGUGAAUCUAUUACGUGUUUUUCCCCCAACCCACCUCACUCUUCCUUCCCCUACGUGUUUUUUUUCUCGUCGUCGCGUACUCGCGCAAUCUGUUAUACCAUCCGUUAUUUAUCGACAUGCGUACGAUAACGUGGGGGGAAAGGGGGUAACAAGAGAUGGCGAAGAGGCAUACCAAGCGAUCUUGAGUGAAAAACAAAUGAAACAGUGUGUGUGAGAGAGUGAGAAAGAAUCCUUCCCCCUUGCCCUCCAAUACGUUCUUAGAUACAACACUCAACAGGGAGGAAAAGCGGCCGGACAAAAUGGUGACACACACACACACACAGAAGCGUCACGGCGCGAAGAAUCGGGGUGGCGCAAAACAUGAUUAAGUGGUUGUUUUCUUGCUCGCCCGGUGCAAAAGUUCGGACCGGAAGUUAUCAUGCUAAGUGAAAGUCGCGCAAGAAAAAAAAACACGAAAGAACAAAAAACACAAUCCCCUUGACGUGGUAACAACACGGGCCACGCGAUAGUAACCUUUUCUUAACCGUCCGCGGUUAACAGUGGCAGAAAGUUCACUACCCAUUCCCCCUCGCUUUCGUUUCCUUUUAACGGGUGGGGAGGGGGAAGUAGUUUCCCUCUAUCAUCCAUAUCUUGUCUCUCUCUCUCUCUUUCCCUUUUCGUGUGUUGUGUUCUACGAUUAAGCCAUUGCAACAUAACGUCGAAAUAGUUCUGUUACUAACCGGAAUAAAAUGGCAACGUAUGUACGCGGUGUGUGUGGUGUGUAGUGGUCGUAAAUCUUACUGCCAGCAGACACUUCUUGCAGCAGUUGUGGGGGCAGCAAAAAGAGAGAAGCAUUCUGGCAGCGGCACUUGUGACACCAACCACCACCACCACCACCACCGUCUCCAGCUGUUGUAAAGGGCCAACUGUUGGAAUGAAUAUUCAUUCCGGUGGAGUUCGUUUAUCGAUUGAAGGGCAGGACAGGACAGGACUGGACGGCCAUGUGAUGACACUCUCGCGGUUUUGGCGUCUCACGUGACGUCCUAGUUCAUUCGUACAUUGUAGGUUGUUAUUUUUAAAACACAGCAUCUAAGCUUUAUAUUUGUUAAACACUGUUAGCUCACCAACAACGAACAAUUGAGAAACAUACACAGACACCCGCACAGAGCAACAUAGAUCUCGUAUCGCAUCGAUGUUAUAUUUUCCCGCAAAGCUAGAUCAAUUACAAGUAGAGCAGUUGUUGCUAUGGUUACUAAACACCCGUUUUUAAAUGUCUAACGGAUGAGGCAGACGAAGAAGAAGAAGAAGAAGAGGAGGAUGCAGAUGAAGAAAAAUAAAAAGAAAAAGAAGAAGAAGAGGAAGAGGAAGAAGAAGAAGAAAAAUAAGAAGAAGAAUAAGAAGAAGAAGAAGAAGAAGAAGAAGAAGAAGAAGAAGAAGAAGAAGAAGAAGAAGAAGCAGAAGCAGAAGAAGAAAAGGAAAAAUAAGAAGAAGAAGUAGAAGAAGAAGAAGAAGAAGAAGAAGAAGAAGAAGCCUCACAAAACGUUAUCAUCUCCUCCGCGUUGUCUCUCUCUCUUUCUUCUCGCUGUGUUUGUAGUACUUCGCACUAAGCGCACGAAGAAUUGUUGGACGAAGGCGAAAGUGUUGGCGCGUCGCAGUUGGCGCUUGCCGCAUAAGCUUUAAGCAUCAUUUAGUAUGUAGUGAAGCUCUUCCGUUCGUUGAAGCUUUCUCCUGAACCGAAAGUUUGACAGAAAGCUUUCAGGAGGAGCGGGGUUCGGGAAAGUCGGCUGGUGAUGGCAAAAUGUGUGUUUUGCGUUUUUUUCUUGAAAUGUUUCCUUCCAAUGUUUCGCGGUCUGCUUUCCGCGACGAAGCGGGAAGUUUGUAAGCAUCGAGGCAUCGAACCACUUUGAUAUCUCGCAAGCAAGCAUCUUUGACAAUGGGAUCGGGAGGCAAAUUGUAGGUGAAGGAUGGUAGGAGGGAAGGGAAAUCGUUACUGAAAAAAUUGUGCCUUAAUUUUACCCAAUUGGCUGAACCUUUUUAAACGCUAGGCUAGGAGGAGACCACACCCGGCGCAACGGUCGCAACGGUUAUUGUGCUGUGUGCUGUGUGUGGGUUGUGGUGGAUGAUACUUAAAUGCAACGGCAGCGCGACCGACCGAACGAAGCGACAGUGGCAGUUAAUGUUGUGUGUGUUGUUUUUCGUUUAAUUAUUACCACUACUAAAACCAACCAUUACCAGUGCAAGAUAAUAGCAAGAUAACAGUUCUCAAUGACGCUCUGAGCGGAAAAAGGGAUGGAAAGGAAGGGAAGAAUCAAAGGGCAAAGCAUGGACAAACGAGCUUAGUGGUGAUGAGUGGGAAGCAGAAGCUGGAAUCGAAAGUAUAAAAAAAGCAGUCGAGAAACGGAAAGUACAAAAAGCGACGAGGUUUGUGUGAGUGUGCAUGUGCGUGUGCAUUAUUUUCGGAAGAAUUUUGCAUACAUACAAGAAGUGGUAUGAGGCUGGAUCUGAAGGGCGUCAUAGAAGAAAUUCGUGUAUGUGUGUACACGUAUAUAGAACCUACUUACUAUAGAUGGAGAACAAAUGUACAUGUAUUUCUGUUGUUAGAAAGCAAAACAAACAAACAAACAAACAAACAAACAAACAAUCUCUUCCAUAUACAACAUAUCGAUAAAACAUAGCCAAGGCAAAGCAAAACUAAACCAACAAAACCAAUAUCGAACGAAAACAACGUUUACCUAAUAGGAACAAAAAAGCAAAAACUAGUUUGUCGCAACCAACACAACAAAAAAUACACCCACACACACACACUCUGUUAAAGUAACCAUAAAUGUGUUGUUAGUGUUUAGCGCAGUUAGACCCAAACAAAGUCAAUGAUAUACAUACAUAUAUAUUUUGGAAGCGUUAAAAGUGGUCACAAAGCACGAAGCAAAAAAACGUUGGUUUUGGAACUUUUACUGCUUGAAAGCCGAAAUUAUUUAUCAGUUGAUCGUUAAUUAUUUGCUUUGAUUUAAUUUUAUUUUAUUCAUGCACGUUUUGCCGCCAUAUCUUAAAUGUUUCACCUUGUAAACAACAUUUCCGGGGGCGUGGAUAAGAAUCUUAACCUGUUUGGCAGCAUUUUCGCGUGAACGACCAAGCGCCUCCAUUUGCGCCUGUUGCGCGCCACCGCACGAAGAAGAAAUCGCCACCACGAAACCAUAAGGCUGCGAUGAUAAUCUUUCUGCAAAGGAAUGCUGAAAUAUCGCUGUCAAAACAUUCCAUCUAAUUAUCCCCCAAUGUGCACACACACACCGCACACGCGACAACGAGCGGGCGCGCGCUCGCCUACCCACUGCGGUCAGGUGCAAUUUGUAAAGCAAAAUUAUCCACUUUACACCCCCGUCAUUACCCCUCAAAUUCCGUGACGACCUGCACACACACAGGCACAAAGAUACCGGAUUAUAAGGAGUCAAUUUGAGGCAUGCAACAGCGUGGCGUGGCAGCUACCACACGCCACGCCACACGGGGGCCUAAGGCGCAACCGAAAGCGCAAACGUUUGACGACGCGCGGCCCGCAACACAAACAAUGAAGAAAUAAAACCAGCGCAAACACACUUCCACACACACAUACCGAGUGCACACAAAAUUAGCAUGCGACUUGGUGGGGGAGGGGGGGAAUGGGAUGGACCCAGCCGGAUGGGCAACGCAGUCAAGCCGUGACGUAGUGACGCAGGUCACAGACCGCGCAGUGGGUAAAUUUCAAGCACCUACUCUGUCGGCCCUUUCAUCUGUAUGUGUGUGUGUGUGCGUGUGUAGAUGGUGAGGUGUUUAGUUGUGCUUCACCGUCCACAACUUGAGGUUUUUGACACGUAGGCACGCUCCCGGAGGGGCACAACCAUCUGUUUUUCAUUUUUCGCAAACGUGCUGCUCUCGAACACGUAUCACCGGAAAAGUGGCGUGGAAAAGAGUGAAAAAUUGCGCUCUCUCUCUCUCGCUCUCUCUCCCAACACCUGGAGACCCUGGUCCCAUCCGCUCUCGUUCACAACUACCACCAGCAGCAGCAGGAUAUAUUUUGACAGUUCGGAAAAUACGAACGCUAUCCCACCGAUGGGGAUGUGCGUUUCUGUACGGAUAAAACGUAAACAAACACCGUGUAGCUCUCACUCUCUCUCUCGCUCUUUGUUGCGAGCUCUCUCGCCUCUCUCGAAGCGCCCGUGAUACUAGCGAGCGCGCUCUUUGUGUGUGCUCUUAGUAGGCGUACUCCGCCAGCCAGCGCUACACUCUACGAACGUCGUGCGACCAAGCAGGACGCCAACUGCGCGUACAGAACAGGGCCAAACCUAGCGACAGUAGCUCAGUGACAGGUGAAAGAGAUUUUCCCCCUGGCCUGACGCGGCUGUGUGGGUGUGUGUGUGACGAGUUUUGGGUGGAAUUGUUUGGUGCCGGAGUCAAGAUAUUACCGGACACCUGAGCUGUUGUAGCUGCUGGGAGUGUGCUUCAAGUGCUUCUCUGUGCGCCGGAGGGAACAACAACAACUUGCUUACUUGAGCACAGAAGCCUGAAGUGGGUUCUUCCAUCAGGCGUGUAGCUAGUGUGCGUGUGUGUGUAUGUGUGUGUUACGAAAUGCGAAUGUGAGCAGAGAAGCCUCCCAAACGUCACACCUCACUUCCGUUAUCACGAGCCCGCUCAUUCACUCCCACCUCUAUGCGUAUUAUUCGUUCGUAGGAAAACCAUUUCCAUUUUAUCUUCUCGAGGCAGAGUUGGUGCGCCAUCACGAGUGCCAAAACACAACCAAUUGCUACCCUUGUCCGAGGUGUGAGAUUGUGGAAAAGCCCUUGAAGGUGCGUGUGUGUGUGUUUUAGUAAAGUGCAAAAAUUUCCCUUCAUUCAGCGAGCCGUGUGAGCUUCCCUUGCUCCCCAGUGCGCGCGUGUCAUGUGAGAGGGUGUAAGAUAGGAGCGUGUGCGUGUGUGUGUGUGUGCGUUCGGAAAAUGCAAUCACAACGUCAAGCGUAACCGCAUCCCUUUCGGGAAGGGGACGAGCAGCGAGCGGAGCAUAUGGAAUGAUGCUGCCAGGAGGAGCCAUAGUAACGCGACGCCUGCCUGUUCGGCUACCAACUGACGGCGUCAAGGCAGUAGCAGGGCCGACCUGUCAAACUCGGAGCGUUUAGUGUCGCCCUUGGAAGCCCCUCCACACCGAUCAAAGUGCAGCAGCAGCCCCCCAAAAUCCGAAUGAUUGGCACCGCCACUGUUUGCACGGAAACGGAAUACUGCUGGACCAUUGUGUAGUGUUUGGAGUCAACCGUAAGGAGGAGCAGCACCAUCAGCAGGUCAG
Messenger RNA from Anopheles coluzzii, 8378 nucleotides. Its product is annotated as opsin-2. Bases 386 to 2038 code for a protein of 550 amino acids. Gene Ontology annotation, molecular function: G protein-coupled receptor activity. Gene Ontology annotation, biological process: visual perception; G protein-coupled receptor signaling pathway. Lineage: Eukaryota; Metazoa; Arthropoda; Insecta; Diptera; Culicidae. The transcript has 6 exons. The record is from RefSeq and is a predicted model, not a curated record. Gene Ontology annotation, cellular component: membrane.